Messenger RNA from Manihot esculenta (cassava), 3702 nucleotides. RefSeq names its product ubiquitin carboxyl-terminal hydrolase 18. The coding region runs from base 354 to 2357 and encodes 667 amino acids. Gene Ontology annotation, biological process: protein deubiquitination. Gene Ontology annotation, molecular function: cysteine-type deubiquitinase activity; cysteine-type endopeptidase activity. Gene Ontology annotation, cellular component: nucleus; cytosol. The transcript is spliced from 12 exons. The record is from RefSeq and is a predicted model, not a curated record. Lineage: Eukaryota; Viridiplantae; Streptophyta; Magnoliopsida; Malpighiales; Euphorbiaceae.
UGCUGGACAGACGGACAGACAAACAAACCUUUGAGAGAACGAAUUGGGAAAGAAUGCAUUGAAGGAGAAACCCAGUCCCAACUCAGGCCCACUUUCUUUUUUCUUCUUCCCUAAUUUUGUACCCACACCCUCCUCUUUAUUCUCCAACUUUCCCAAAUUUCUUUGCCAAAACCCUAAAGUAUACACAGUCCCAUCUCUCCUCUCACUGUUCUUCAGCAUUCUAAAGCUUCUUUUUUGUUUUAAUUUUUAAAUAAAAGGUAAAAGAAAAGGUUCUCUGAUCAAAUAGAGGAAGCAAAAUUGUAUAUAUAUAUAUAUAUAUAUAUAUAUAUGUAUGUAUAUGAUCAAACGUGUAGAUGCAUGUCGGUGGAAUAACGGUGGAUCUCAAUUGGUUCCUUCAAUUAAUAUUCACGCUCUUUAUAAUAGCUUUAGGAUUGCUUCACUUGGUCAAGAAUACAGCGUCGAAGUACUUCGAGGUCGACGCCAAUUUCGAAGGAGGAGGUGGCGGCUCCACUUAUCGGAAUCGCUCGGUUCCUACCAUUCAUAUGGAAACGGAGGGUUCUUCUUGUGCCAAUUGCGGCAAUCAUGGAACCAAGAAGUGCUCCCGUUGCAAAUCUGUUAGAUACUGCUCAACAGAAUGCCAACAAGCUGACUGGAAAUCUGGGCACAAUUCAAAAUGCAAGGAUUUUGUCAGGUUAAAUUCAGCACAAAAUUCAAAAUCCAACUUUGGGUUAAAAGCUUCAGGUGUUGGGAGCAGAACUUUUUCUGGCAUUGCACUGGUUCCAGCCACUGGGUCCACUAAGCUUAUUAAGAAGCCAAGAGAGGUUCUUUUCCCCUAUGAUGUCUUCAUUAAACUUUACAAUUCGAACAAGGAAGCGUUCCCUCCUUGUGGACUCCUAAAUUGUGGAAACAGUUGCUUUGCCAAUGUGGUUCUGCAAUGCCUCACAUUCACACGACCUCUUGUUGGCUACUUAUUGGAAAAAGGUCAUCAAAGAGAGUGUAAACGCAACGAUUGGUGCUUUCUAUGUGAAUUCCAAGAUCAUGUUGAAAGAGUAAGCAAAAGUUCACAUCCCUUUUCACCUAUGAGUAUUCUAUCUCGUUUGCCGAACAUUGGUGGUAAUCUUGGUUAUGGAAGACAAGAGGAUGCUCAUGAGUUCAUGAGGUUUGCCAUUGAUAUGAUGCAAUCAGUGUGCCUUGAUGAAUUUGGGGGAGAAAAAGCUGUCCAUCCUGCCUCUCAAGAAACGACCUUUAUUCAACAUGUAUUUGGUGGUCAUCUACAAUCUCAGGUGAUGUGUACAAAAUGUGACAAGAUCUCAAAUCUGUUUGAAAAUAUGAUGGAUUUAAAUGUUGAAAUUCAUGGGGACGCUGCAUCCUUGGAGGAAUGCCUUGAUCAGUUCACAGCCAAAGAGUGGCUUCAUGGAGAAAAUAUGUACAAAUGUGAUGGGUGCAAUGACUAUGUCAAGGCAUGGAAGCGUCUCACCAUUCAACGGGCUCCAAAUAUUCUCACAAUUGCAUUAAAAAGAUUUCAGAGUGGGAGGUUUGGAAAACUCAACAAAAGAGUAACUUUUCCUGAGACAUUGGAUCUGAGCCCAUAUACAAGUGAAGGAGAUGGUACAGAUGUGUACAAGCUUUAUGCUGUUGUUGUCCACGUGGACAUGCUUAAUGCAUCUUUCUUUGGUCAUUAUAUCUGCUAUAUUAAGGACUUCCAUGGAAACUGGUAUAGAGUUGAUGACUGUAAGGUUCAAAGUGUUGAAUUGGAGGAAGUGCUUUCUCAAGGAGCUUAUAUGCUUUUAUACAGCAGGGUUUCUGUCAGACCAUCAUGUCUUAGAACCAUGGAACCUUCAAAAGAGCAGCCAACAACAGAAACGGAAUUAGGAAGCUGCAAAAAAGUUGAUUGCUUCUCAGUUGUGGAUGCUGUAAAAGCUACAAGCACUACUCAGUCACUAGCAUCUGAAAGUAAUUCAGAAUUUGUAAAUGAACUUGAACUUGCAUCAAGUUCAGCGGUUUCAGUGGAUGUUUCAUCCUUGGAAAAUGAGUUGUCUUCUAGAGUUGGUCAGGAUAUGAAUGUUGACAAGUCAUUACAUUCAUCUGGUACAGUGGAGGUCGACUGUGAUAGGUCUAUAACAAUUGCAUUAAAUUCUGAAGCUGCAGCUGAAGAUUCAGGGAAUAUGAAUGCAAUUCAUUCAGAUUCUAGUACACCUUUUCCAAUGGAGAUUUCUGACUGGGAGAAGGAUUCAUCUUGUGCAACCAACUCGAAAGCCGUUGCCAUAGAAGAUUCAGUCAAUGCACAUCCAGUUAAUGGUCAACUGCAGAGAAGCAGCAGCAGCUGCCUUUCGGGAGAAUGUCGGAAGACAAGGUAAUUACCCUCCAACAACAAUACUGCAGAGUUUUUCACUUUCAUCACAAGUAAGCUCUUACCCCCAUAUAUAUAUUUUUUUCAUAAUAGUGUCUGUUUACUAUUGCCGCCACUGUAUUCUGGUGCUGCUACUAGUAUUUUUAUUGCCGGUACCCUUUUUUUAAGUGGUGUGAUGUAUGGGUAAAACGCUACUGAUCCUUAUUCCCUGAUAAUAAAGUUCCUAAAUGCAUUAUUGUAUUCACUUCUUGGAUAUAUAUGGUUCUGAAAUAUUGGUGUUUCCUGUAUUAAGUGUCAUUUGAGUGUAUGAUGCAUUGAUGUGGGAAUGUCUAGCGGAGUUAAUUCAAGACCAGUUGUAGUAUGAAAUUGGGCUAGUCUAGUUUUGUUGCUAUAGAACCUGUAAAAAGGUAAAGAAGAAAAAAGGAUUUUAUGUAUGGAAAUUUUUCUCAAAAAAGGCCCAAGCUUUUAUUUGAUGAUGGAUUCUGUAUAAGUUUGACUUCUAUUCUUCAGGUACUGGAAUAAGAGAUGACGAGGCAACAAUAAUAAUGAGCUGAUAGGGGGUUGUUGACUACGCAUACUGAUGACAAUUUAAUUUGCUUUUGCCUGUAACUUUAGCUUUCUUAUCUGUUUGUGGCUUUCUAUUUCAUGCAUGAUUGAUUGUAUAUGCGGAGUAUGUUGCAAGUUUUAUGAACCAUCACCUCCUUGGUCGUCUGAAGCCUCCUGCCUACUUAUAUUUGUUUUAACCAUCUUAUUUUGUAGAGACAAGUGUUUACGUGUUCCAGAUUAGAAACAUCCUAAUUAUUUUUAAUUAUGGUCUUCUAUUGUAAGUGCACAUGGAUAGAGUGGCUUUCUUAUUAGUGAGCAUGGCUACGUGCAAAUUCUGAUUUUUUUUCGUUCAUAAAGUUGCUAGGCAAUUCAAGAUAAAUCCAAAGAUUAUCAGUAAAUCAAGGUUUUUGAUCUAGCUAAUGUUUUUUGUUGCAUUAGCAUGCAAGGUUGAUGCAUAUGAUUGAGCAUGAGCAUGUAUGUUUAUGCGACUGAAAUAUAUGAUGGAAUAGGAAUAUUCACAUCUUGUUUUACUAUUUGUUUGUUCUCCAUACAACGCAGGUGGGUUCAUCUUCUUACAACUUAAAUUGCGUUAUAGAAAUAUUAGCCUGUCCAUUUGUCACGCAACUUUUACAUGCAUGAGAGAGAAUGAAGGAGAAGAGUUUAAAUGCGUUUAAUUAAUUCGUAUCUUGCGUUUUCAUCAUGUUUGAUGUACAAGGCUAAAGGAUUUGUAGACAGCUUUCUAAAAAUGUCUCAUUGAUCUUUACUGUUAUAUUUGAAUCUUUAAUUAAUUCAUUAUAAUUCUCUGA